Oppiella nova is the source of this 279-nucleotide messenger RNA. Lineage: Eukaryota; Metazoa; Arthropoda; Arachnida; Sarcoptiformes; Oppiidae. The record is from the annotation of a GenBank genome assembly.
AACUCGACAUCAAGAGAGCAUUUCAAACACUUCAAACGGGACGGCAUUCAUAUCGUAUACACCGUCCGAUUGAGUCUUAAGGAAGCCAUAGAUAAUAGUGGUAUACAAGUGCCUACUCUAGAGGACCGGUCGCUUACCGUACAGUUAGACAGACAGCAGAUCAUUGAGUUGUACGCUAACACUGAGGUGUUUAUCAGGAAAGUUGGUUUAGGACUUCCAAUUCCCAACAAUGUGCUCAUCAGAGGUGAUCUCAUUAUAAGAUGUCAAUUGAGAUCAUAA